GUUCUAAAUCUAGUUGAUUAAAAAUGUUGGCUUUAAAACCCGAUCGGUAGCUUGUGAUCUUUAAAAGACAAUUAUCUACACCUUCUUAACGUCUGGUUGCUCUCAGGUCAGAAACCAACAAUUCACAGCAAAUAGCAAGGUCUGUUAAUAAAAGAGGUGGCUAUACUCCAAUGCUGGAACUUUGUAGACCACCCCAUCCCCCUCAGCCAUGUUUUGGUUGAGACAUGCUGGUUGUGAUAUCUUUGUGAUGGCGUAUCUUUUAAAGAAGUGACAGAACUAUCCUGUGGAACAUUUUCCGAAACUUUUCAGAGAAAAAUGUAUUAAGUUUGGAUUGAUGUAGGCUGAAACGUUCAUUUUCUUUACUUUGUGAGUGAUUCUAUUGAAAAAUCUAGUCAUGGGUUUGAUGAUGCUGUUAAGAAAAAUGGUGACUGGUUCAUCCUGUCAACUCUGCUGGCACCAAAGAAAAAUGGGCAUUGACUUAAGAACUAUCUCCUCUCUACCAAGACAUAACUCACUGAAUAUUGAACCAAGACAACCUCCAUCAGAAGCCGAGCCAAGACAUAACUCACUCAAUAUUCAAAUGUUAUCCGAAUCUUUACAUAAACAAAUCUUUAAAAACUCCACCCCCACAAAAAUGAGCUCUGAAGCCUUUGAAAAAGUGAAAGAACACCUUAGAAAACAUGGUUUGGCUGACAAAGCAACAUCUCUUUUGCCUGACAUUGAUCUCAAACUUCCAACCCUCUAUGGCAAUAAUAUUAAUGAACAUUUUAUCCAUAUUGCUAAAGAGCAAUUGAAAGACUACAAUGUGUUGCUGGAAGAUCUGGCAUCCACCAAGAUUCCACCAAUGCCCCAAAAGUGGGAGAAAACCAAAGGCUGGACAAAAUAUUUCUCUGAUGGCACCCACCAAAGUGUUGCUUGCCCUGACGAUCAGGGCCUUGUCUUUGACAUAGAGUGUCUCAUGGCUGAGGGAGAUUACCCAACCAUGGCAACUGCUGUCUCAUCUUCACAUUGGUACUCUUGGACUAGUGAUUUUAUUUUUGAGGACAAGUUUCGUUGGUCAAACAGACCCCAGAUGAGAGAGCUGAUACCAUUAGAAACAGGCAGCGACACCAUACACCCAGCAAGUGGGGAGUGGCUGCCAAGGCUUAUCAUUGGUCAUAAUGUUGGCUUUGAUAGGUCAUUUGUUAAAGAGCAAUAUCUUAUUCAGGGCACUAAAUUAAAAUUUGUAGACACCAUGUCCAUGCACAUAGCUGUGUGUGGUCAGACCAGCUUUCAGAGGCUACUGCACAAAGCCAGUGGUAAAGACACCACGAGGAAGGAAGUGAUUGAACACAAUGCAAGACAGAAGCAAUUCAAAACAUUAGCUAGUCAAGAGUGGAAAAGGAUAAGUAGCAUGAACAAUUUAAGUGAUGUUCACCAGCUGCACUGUGGUGGUGAGCCAAUUCCUAAAGUCCAGAGAGAUGUUUUUGUUCACGGAACUAUGGCUGAUGUUAGGGAACAAUUUCAGGAGCUGAUGACAUAUUGUGCAAAUGAUGUGAAAGCCACCCAUGAAGUUUUUGUCAAACUAUGGCCAGAUUUUAAAGAGAGGUUUCCCCACCCUGUCACCCUAGCUGGGAUGCUAGAGAUGGGCUCAGCCUUUCUGCCAGUGAAUGAGGCCUGGCCUCGGUACAUCCACCAGGCUAACAGCACCUAUGAUGAGAUGGAAAAAGAGUUGAAGAAACUGCUGAUGGCCCUGGCUGAUGAAGCCUGUAGCCUAAUCCAUAAUCAACAAUACAAGAAAGACCCCUGGCUAUGGGACCUGGACUGGUCCACAUCCCCUUAUCGCCUUAAUAAAACAGGGAAGGCAGAAAAUGUUAAGAAUGUGUUUCAAGAAGAGCAGCUGGACAGUGAGAAGUAUCCCCAUCCUUGGUUAUUUGAGGAAGAGCAAGAGCAGGUGAAGCAAGAGUACAAAGAUGUUAUGAAGAAAGUUUAUGCAACAGCUGCAAGGAUACCUAAACGACCAGUUUUUAUGCCUGGUUACCCCACCUGGUACAAGGAACUGUGUCCCAAGCCUACCAGUGAAGACUUUUACCCCGGACCAUCACAGAUCAGCACUCAGUGCCGGACUACACCAAAGUUGAUGCGCCUUACAUGGAGAGGCUGUCCUGUACACUAUGAUGAUGAACACGGCUGGGGGUACCUUGUACCUGACACGCAAGAGUUGUCUCCUGUUGAAAGUGAACUUCAAGCCCAGGAAGCCGAGGAAAACACAGAACAUUGUUUCCCUCUAAGGAGUUUUCUGAAGUAUAUGAAUAUAAAAAGUGAUGAGAAAGUUGAUGGUAGCAGCCCUACAAGCAGUGGUCUGGAACUCUUAGACACUGGCUUUGAUGAGAGCGCCAUGGAUCUUGUGGAGAAGCUGCCACUCUGGGAAACUGCCACUGGAAAGAAACCUAAGAAAACCAGAAAACAAGGUGGUGAAAAACCUCUGAACAUUGGCAUUCCUGGAGUUUUGUUUUAUAAGAUUCCACAUAAGGACGGUGCUAACUACAAGGUUGGGAACCCACUGGCGCGGGACUACAUGAUCCGAGCUGAAGACGGGACACUGAGUGCUUGUACGGGUACUCAGGCCAACAGGGUGCUCAUGCUGGGCAGGAUGACGUCAUACUGGAAGAACAACCAGAAAAGAAUUGUCAGUCAAAUGGCUGUCUGGCUGAAUAAAAAUGAACUAGAUCCAACUAUCACAAGCCACCCAGACUACCAGGAUGAAGGUCUGUAUGGUGCUAUUGUACCUCGCAUCGUUACAGCAGGAACUAUCACAAGGAGGGCUGUGGAACCAACUUGGCUCACAGCCAGUAAUGCUUAUGUAGAUCGUAUUGGCAGUGAACUGAAAGGAAUGAUUCAGUGCCCACCUGGCUAUCAUUUUGUGGGAGCAGACGUGGACUCACAAGAGUUAUGGAUUGCUGCAGUUUUGGGAGAUGCCUAUUUCCUUAAAGAACAUGGCUGUACUGCACUGGGGUGGAUGACCUUACAGGGUACAAAAGCCAACAAGACAGACCUGCACAGUAAAACAGCACAGAUAGUUAACAUUAGUCGGGACCAUGCCAAGGUGAUGAACUACGCUAGGAUCUAUGGAGCAGGGCAGACGUUUGCUGAGAGACUGCUGCUACAGUUUAACCCCCACCUGACUGCGCUGGAGGCCAAACGAAAAGCUGCUGAGAUGUACAAGCAAACUAAGGGUCAAAGAAAUGCUCAGAGGCUUUGGAUUGGUGGAAGUGAAAGUUUUAUGUUCAAUGCACUUGAAGCUGUAGCUAAUUCUGAGAGUCCCAAAACUCCAGUUUUAAACUGCUGCAUAAGCAAAGCUUUGGAGCCAAGAUUUGUACUAGAAGAUUUUUUAACAUCCCGUGUGAAUUGGGUGGUCCAAAGCUCAGCAGUGGACUACUUGCAUCUGAUGCUAGUCUGCAUGCGCUGGCUGCUGACAGCCUACAACAUUGAGGGCAGGUUCUGUAUCAGCAUCCAUGAUGAGGUUAGGUAUUUGGUCUCAAGCCCAGACAGGUAUAGGGCAGCCCUGGCGCUGCAGAUCACCAAUCUCCUCACCAGAUCCAUGUUUGCUUACAGACUAGGGAUGGACGACCUACCUCAGUCUGUGGCAUUUUUUAGUGCAAUAGACAUUGACAGCUGUCUACGUAAGGAAGUGACGAUGGAUUGUCUAACACCAUCCAACCCUCAUGGAUUAAAUCAAAGUUAUAAAAUUUCAACAGGUGAGGCCAUGAACAUAUACCAGAUCAUUGAGAAGACAGGAGGAAAACUGGAAUACCACACAAGCAUUGCAAUCCCAUUAGAUUUAGUCAAUACACAACAUGGUAAUCCAUCAGUACUUGAGAAGAUUGAUUUACAGUGGAAUUACAACAUGGAAAUCCACAAUAUGGUGAAAUACAGUGAAGCUUACACUGUUGAAAAACAGAAAGUUUCCCAUUUAGAUUAUAUGGCUAGAAGUCCCGAGGAAUAUGCAGAUUUUCAGGCACACAUUCUUAAUUCGGUCAAGCACUAUAGAGAUGUUCAAAAAAAAGAAUCAGAUUUUUGUUCAGUCCCCGAAUGUCUGAUCAGAUUGGAAGGCCUUGAAGUCACAGACUUUAGCUCGCAGUAUGGAAGUGAAUCAACAAUAUCCUACGUCGCCUGUAAUUUAGCUGGGAAGGCGUGUGUUUUCCCCUCAUAUGGGGAUUAUACUCAAGCAUGUGUAUUUAGAACAUAUGGACCCUGGUGGAACAUUGCCCCAUCAAGUAUACAAAAAUACAAAGGAACUCCUUGUGAUUUUGUUAGUCAAGACUUCAUAGAGGUGACUUUUGCAGAAUAUCUUUACCCAGUGAGAAUUGAAGUGUAUGAGACCUACAAUCCUGGGUCUAUCAUCCGUAUAUUGGCUUGUGAUAGAGCCGGUGGAACUGACACAGAUAAAGGAAGAGUAACAUGGGUGACCUUAUGGAAAAGUCAACCAAAGCCUAGCAAACAGCGGCCUAGAAUAUUUGCACCUCAUUUGAAGAAGAUCAACUUUGCUACAAAUCUAAUCAGGCUGGAGUUGAAUCAUGACUGUCUGGACUACUAUACUGAACUUGAUGGGAUCAAACUGAUAGGCACCAAAAUGCCACCAGGAGCUGACAUCCAUUUCCUGCAGCCUGUACUUACAGUGGAUGAUGAUGACAUCAUUCUAGCCUGUGAUGACAGUGGCAUGUCACCAUGUUGUCCUGAGCCUGUCAGUUGCCAACAGCUAGAAGAUGAAACUCUGAAGGACAGCAUGACAGAGUUGAGCCUGAAGGAGAGUGAAUUCUUCACCCUGUUACCUAAAGAAAUCAUUCACCUUAUUCUGGGGUAUUUAGAUGUGCGAGAUCUAUGCAGGCUGUCACAGACUUGCAGACUUCUUAAAGAACAUUGUUAUGAGCCCUACUUGUACACAGAUCUUAACCUCCAACCUUUCUGGACACAGAUUUCCUCCUCGUCUCUCCUGGCACUGGAACACAGGUGUGAUCGACUGCAGCGGCUAAAUUUAUCCUGGGUGGGGAAAGCUGGCUUUAUACAUCUGGAUACUUUAGUCAUGUUUCUGUCUAGCUGCUGCCAUAGUCUGUCUACUCUAGAGCUGUGUUCUUGUAACUUUGUUAAUGGCAAGGUUUUAGCAAGUGUUGUGAACAUCUGUCAUCAAUUAACAGAACUGAAUCUCAAUGGUUGUGUCCACAUUGAUGAGUUCACUGUCUUCAACACCCUGACUCGUACCAAGCUGAGAAGACUGAACUUGUACAGAACCAAAGUUGAUGCAGGUUCAUUUCUUGCUGUUCUUAGGUCCAGCCCUGACCUAGAACAUUUGAAUAUUGGGUCGUGUCAGUUGCUGAAUGCAAGCAUCAACACAAUUCUGCUUGAGAUUGGAUUGCACUGCAAGAAGUUGAAGAGUCUGGACCUCUGGCGUAUGAAGUCACUGACUGAUGAGGGUUUGUCACAUUUGUACAACAACUGUUGCUUGUUAGAGGAACUGGACAUUGGCUGGUGUGGUGAGCUGAAGGCUGAUAGAGACAGCUACUAUAACUUGGCCAAACACUGCAGGAACCUGAAGAAACUUUUUCUAACAGCCAACAGGACACUCCGAGACACUGACCUCCGAGCACUUGCUGACCAUUGUCCACUACUAGAGCAGCUGGACAUUCUGGGCACUAGAGAAGUUUCCAGAGAUGCUAUUGUGUACACCCUAGAGACCAGUAAGAACCUGAUGUUUCUGGAUGUUUCCUUCUGUCUGGGGAUAUCUACAACAGACGUCUGCUGCUGGCGUGCAACCUACCCGCACGUUUCCAUCAAGAAAAGUUUCCAGAAUAUUUCUAUCACAUAAAUAUCUGCAUUGGUGCCAGCAGUCUUCAUGUCAUCAAUUGGUGCCAGCAGUCUUCAUGUCAUCAAUUGUUGCAAAUCAUAACAUAGGGUAAUCAGUGGUCACUUAAAGUCAUAACAUGGACUGGAUUGCUGCUUUUAACUGAAAAUAUCUGCAUAAUUAUAUACAAUAACUAAAACAAAAAUAUUCUGGUCAUGCAGUAUUUUUUGAAAACACAAUACAAGCAGAUACUGUUCUGCACCCACUGUUGUAUUCCUAUUUAAAUAUGAUCUAGAUCAGAAAAUGGAAUCUGUUAAAAAAUGUGAUCUAGACAAAUAAAUGGAACCUACGUUAAAAUGAAAGCUACUGUGAAUGUACUUAAAAUUCUGUCGUAUUUAUUUUAAUUUAAAAAUUUACUCCAGUAAAACAUGUAUAUUAUGUAUGUAGUUUGUGUAAUCUAAAUACGUUUGGCUGUUAUAUUUUGUAUGUAGUUUGUGUAAUCUAAAUACGUUUGGCUGUUAUUGGAUCUGAAUGUUGUUUCAGAAGUGGCCCAUUUAUUUCUUGUGUCAUUCCCACUCCCUAUAGCUAUAAUUAGAUAAUCAGAGGUAUAAUGUAACCAGAUAUUACAAUAAAAUGUAUUUUGUGAAGUCAGAU
Messenger RNA from Physella acuta, 6472 nucleotides. RefSeq names its product DNA polymerase subunit gamma-1. NCBI's taxonomy places the organism in Eukaryota, Metazoa, Mollusca, Gastropoda, Physidae. Gene Ontology annotation, molecular function: DNA binding; DNA-directed DNA polymerase activity; protein binding. Gene Ontology annotation, biological process: mitochondrial DNA replication. Gene Ontology annotation, cellular component: gamma DNA polymerase complex; mitochondrion. The record is from RefSeq and is a predicted model, not a curated record.